GGACGAUUUCACGCGAGCAUCCCAUGAUUUGGCGUUUGAUUAAAAGAAAAGAGAAUCAUUUUGCCUUCGCUCAUCGACGUAGAAAAGGCAAAAGCCUCUGAGCAUGCGAUUCCGGAAUCAAGAUAGCAAUCAAAACUUGCCAGAUGGAAUGUUUGUAAGCCCCCUCGUAGGAGUUGCUGCAACCACAAUUGUGCCGCUUGCACUUUUCAUCAACAUUGUUGCGCCACAUGUCUCCCAAACUGUUGGCAAUUGUUGGCUAUGUGGCCAUCCUUCUGAAUUUCGGACUUUGCUUCCUUAACCAGCAACGGUCCUCGGCUCCUGGGUUGAGUUUUCCAAGAAUGCAGCAGUGCGCUCGGACGGCUCAGCCGAUUGCUUCGUUGUUUCCCCUUGAAGAACAUGGUUGUGUUAAACUCCUCGUGUCUUUAUUUUGCCAAGCCCUCCCUGCUCCGUGGCUCGCUCGUCCUCUGUUGUUCACCAGCGUCCCUCGUGAUUGGAAUCCAUCCAUCAUAUCAACUGCUGCUCGGGUUUAAACUUCCACAGCUCCCAGUAGUGGACAAUCCGGGGUCCUGGCAACGACUGCCAAUGGACGGGGUUCGCAGGGGCGUGCAGGGAUCUAGGAUGUCCCGCUCCACUUAGUUACCAUCUUUAAGCAUAUUUCUGUUGAAUCGAUGGGGUGUCGCGGCUAGAAGCGUAACUGGUCACCAAGCAAGGAGCCAGAACUCUUCGUUAUUAUUGGAUUUGCUGGGCCUGCUUGACGUUUUUCUAGGGGUUUGACACAAUUUUUUUUUCUCUCUCA
This is a messenger RNA of Coccidioides immitis RS, 796 nucleotides long. RefSeq lists its product as uncharacterized. The record is from RefSeq and is a predicted model, not a curated record. The transcript has 2 exons. The coding region runs from base 228 to 530 and encodes 100 amino acids. Lineage: Eukaryota; Fungi; Ascomycota; Eurotiomycetes; Onygenales; Onygenaceae.